CGUGGGCUGUAGCGGUUGCAAGCUCGCAUGGCUCGCAAGUCUUGACACGGACUGGUUUGAGUCACCCAAGCUUCACACCAGACGGUGCGACCAUUGGACCCGUACGUCUCCAGUCACAUUUCGUGUCCUAGUAGUUGACUCAACAGCACAUAGACACAACAAAUCUCCGCUUCCGGCGCGGUCACAGCAGCAAACAUGGCGGAGGCGGUUAAGGAAACUGUAAACCAGGUCGUGGAGGGUGUCAAGGACCUCGCCGUGUCUGGCGAGAAGAAGAUCGAAGAAAAGGUCUCUAAAGCUGCGAAGCCCAAGAAAGAGAAGAAGAAGGGCGGCGAUGAUGGUGGUCGCCCUCUGCUGCUCAACCCUGUACCCGCAUACAUCGACCACCGCGUCAAAAUUUUUGAGAAGCUCAAGGCUAAGUACGACGAAGAGAUCGCUCAGAAGCCUCGUGAGAAGAUCACAGUCACACUCGGAGACGGCAAGCUCAUCGAGGGCGAAUCAUGGGUCACCAGCCCAGCAGACAUUGCGCGCGGCAUCAGCAAGAGCUUGUUCGACCGCACCGUCAUCGCUCGCCUCGAUCACGGCACACCCGAGGAGACACUGUGGGAUCUUGAGCGACCGCUCGAGAAGAGCUGCAAGCUGGAUCUAUUGGACUUCGACCACCCAGAGGGCAAGCGCGUCUUCUGGCAUUCGAGUGCACACAUUCUAGGAGAGGCGUCUGAGCGCAGAUUCGGCUGCGACCUCUGCAUUGGCCCCCCAAUUGAGGACGGUUUCUACUACGAGAUGGCUCUGCCUGAAAAGGCUGCUGUAGAGCACUCCGACCACAAGCCUCUCGAGACCAUUGUCCAAAGCAUCGUCAAGGAGAAGCAGGUUUUCGAGCGAUUGACUCUGUCUAAGGAGGACCUGCUGGAGAUGUUCAAGUCAAACCCUUACAAGCAGCACAUCAUCAAGGACAAGAUUGCCGAUGGCACAUCCACAACCGUAUACCGCAACGGACCUCUGAUCGACCUUUGCCGUGGACCUCACGUCCCUCAUACUGGAAGGAUAAAGCAGUUCAAGGUCAUGAAGAACUCUGCCAGUUACUUCCUCGGAGAUGCCAAGAACGACAGUCUGCAGCGCAUCUACGGUGUGUCCUUCCCUGAUAAGGACAGGAUGGCUGAGCACCUCAAAUUCUUGGAGGAGGCCGCAAAGCGUGACCACCGCAAGAUCGGAAAGGAGCAAGAGCUGUUCUUCUUCCACGAGUACAGCCCUGGAUCUUGCUUCUUCUUGCCCCACGGACAGAUCAUCUACAAUACCCUGCAAUCUUUCUUGCGAGAGGAGUACUGGAACCGCGGAUACCAGGAAGUCGGUUCACCAAACAUGUACAACUCGGCGUUGUGGAAGAUAUCCGGCCACUGGCAGCAUUACCACGAGGACAUGUUCACGUUCGACGUUGAGAAGGAGAAGUGGGCGCUGAAGCCCAUGAACUGCCCUGGUCACUGCCUGAUCUUCAAGCACCGUGAGCGAAGUUACCGUGAGUUGCCCAUCCGUAUGGCCGACUUCGGUAUUCUGCACCGCAAUGAGGCCAGCGGUGCUCUCACUGGUCUUACCCGUGUUCGCCGCUUCCAACAAGACGACACUCACAUCUUCUGUACCGAGGAUCAGAUCAACGAAGAAGUCUUGGGCUUGUUCGACUUCCUCCGCGCAGUCUACGGAAAGUUCGGCUUCACAUUCAAGCUGAAGCUCAGUACGCGCCCAGAAGGCUUCCUUGGCAACAUCGAGACCUGGGACAAAGCUGAGGCCAAGCUAACUGAUGCUCUGGACAAGUUCACCGCUGAGGGCGGAGGCGCUUGGGAGCUCAACCCCGGUGACGGUGCUUUCUACGGCCCCAAGAUCGACAUCACCAUCUCGGACGCCCUGAAGCGUGACUACCAGUGCGCUACGAUCCAACUCGACUUCCAGCUCCCCAAUCAGUUCGAGCUUGAGUACAUGACCUCUGAGGUUGCCGCUGCUAAGCCCAAGGAAGAGAAGGCAAAGGUAUCAGAGGCACCAAGGGAGGAGGCGCCUAAAGAGGCUCUCGCACAGAAACAGCCAGAGACAUCUGACGACCUCGCUUCAAUUUCGAAGGCCAUCAAGCCUCCACAGACCGGCUACGCUCGCCCUGUGAUGAUUCACCGUGCCAUCUACGGAUCUUUCGAGCGUUUCAUUGCCAUUCUCACCGAGCACUUCGCCGGUCGCUGGCCAUUCUGGCUGUCUCCUCGCCAGGUCAUGGUCAUUCCCGUCAUGCCCGGCGCCAACGACUACGUCAAGGAGGUUCAGGCUGCGCUCCGCAAGCAGCACAUCCAUGCCGACAUUGACAUCAGUGGAAACACCAUGCAAAAGAAGAUUCGUACCGCACAGCUGGCUCUCUACAACUUCAUCAUGGUUGUCGGUGCCGAAGAGCAGCAGAACCGCGCUGUCAACUGGAGAAACCGUGAUGACCAGGCUUCUCAGCAGCGUGGUGAGAUUGUCCCACUCGACGAGGCUAUUGAGAAGCUCGUCAAGCUGAGAGACGAGCGAACGAUCGAGAAUAAGGUGUAGACGCAAGAUACCAUGGGACUGCAUGGGCAGGCGUACGAGUGGUGAGGUAUGAUACACGUAGCAACCGAAAGU
Molecule: messenger RNA, 2628 nt
Organism: Didymella exigua CBS 183.55
Lineage: Eukaryota; Fungi; Ascomycota; Dothideomycetes; Pleosporales; Didymellaceae
Product: threonyl-tRNA synthetase
Exons: 4
Coding region: 196-2556 (786 amino acids)
Biological process (GO): threonyl-tRNA aminoacylation
Cellular component (GO): cytoplasm
Molecular function (GO): ATP binding; threonine-tRNA ligase activity
Source: RefSeq, a predicted model, not a curated record